This is a messenger RNA of Budorcas taxicolor (takin), 5420 nucleotides long. It is a transcript of the gene RB1CC1, whose product is annotated as RB1 inducible coiled-coil 1. Bases 464 to 5233 code for a protein of 1589 amino acids. Gene Ontology annotation, biological process: autophagy of peroxisome; reticulophagy; glycophagy. Lineage: Eukaryota; Metazoa; Chordata; Mammalia; Artiodactyla; Bovidae. The record is from RefSeq and is a predicted model, not a curated record. The transcript has 24 exons. Gene Ontology annotation, molecular function: protein kinase binding; molecular adaptor activity. Gene Ontology annotation, cellular component: extrinsic component of membrane; Atg1/ULK1 kinase complex; phagophore assembly site membrane.
AACCCGUGGCGGCCGUGUCCGCGGCCCUACCGAGCCCGGCGCUGCCUCGGGUUCCGUCGCCCGGCCCCUCGGCUCUGACCGGCCGCGGCUCGCCCUCCCCCGGCCCCUGACACAGAGCCGAGGGGCCUGCCCGUCCCCGUGCCCGGAGGUGGCUGCCUCGGCGGCGCCAGCGGUUGUGUCGGUUGGCGGCGCGGAUGGGCGGUUGGUAGCCGCCGCCGAGGACGAGGCGGCGGCGGAAGAUGGUGCCGGGGGCCGCGGGCCCUGCUGCUGCCGCCGGCGGAGGAGGAGGCGCUGCCCGUUCACUGAGUUUAACCAGUAAUGCCAUUCAGUUGCCAAUAUCAAGCAAAGCAAACAUAAGCCACUUGUAACCUGCUUCUUAAGAACAGUGGUAGUCCUUCUAACAGUGCCUGCUGUAACUAUAUCAGAGUGUGAGGUGUAAGCUUACAGAAUCCAGGAAACCAUCAUGAAGUUGUAUGUAUUUCUGGUGAACACUGGAACCACCCUGACAUUUGACACUGAACUUACAGUGCAAACUGUGGCUGACCUGAAGCAUGCGAUCCACAGCAAGUACAAGAUCGCCAUUCAGCACCAGGUGCUGGUGGUCAACGGGGGUGAGUGCAUGGCUGCUGACCGCAGGGUGUGCACCUACAGCGCUGGGACGGACACAAAUCCAAUUUUUCUUUUUAAUAAGGAAAUGAUCUUGUCUGAGCGUCUACCUGCUAUUCCUAAAACUACCUUUUCAACAGAAAAUGACAUGGAAAUAAAAGUCGAAGAGUCCCUUAUGAUGCCUGCCGUUUUUCACACUGUUGCUUCAAGGACACAACUUGCAGUGGAAAUGUAUGAAGUUGCCAAGAAACUCUGCUCUUUCUGUGAAGGUCUGGUCCAUGAUGAACAUCUUCAGCACCAAGGCUGGGCUGCAAUUAUGGCCAAUCUGGAAGAUUGCUCAAAUUCCUACCAAAAGCUGCUUUUCAAAUUUGAAAGUAUUUAUUCAAAUUAUCUGCAAUCCGUAGAAGACAUCAAAUUAAAACUUACUCAUUUAGGAACUGCGGUUUCAGUCAUGGCCAAGAUUCCGCUGUUGGAGUGCCUCACCAGACACAGUUACAGGGAAUGUCUGGGGAGAGCAGAUUCCUUGCCUGAACGUGAAGGCUCAGAAAAGGCUGAGACGAAGACCUCCGCUGAACUGGUGCUCUCUCCUGAUACGCCUGCAGCAAUGAGCAAACCCUCGUUAACCUCAUUUCACAUGUCUGUGGAGCACAUAGCCCCAGACGCCGCAGAUGCUGAAAGUGGAAAAGAUGUGAGGGAGCCUUGUCCAAGCCCUGCCCAGCGGGACGCAGCUGCAGUAGAGGCUAAAGAGGGGGACCUGCCUUUCUUUAAUGUUUCUCUGUUAGACUGGAUCAACGUGCAGGACAGGCCUAAUGACGUCGAGUCCUUGGUCAGGAAGUGCUUUGAUUCCAUGAGCAGGCUUGAUCCCCGGAUCAUUCGACCCUUUAUGGCAGAAUGCCGUCAGACUAUUGCCAAUCUCGAUAAUCAGAACAUGAAAGCCAUCAAGGGCCUGGAGGACCGGCUGUAUGCCCUGGACCAGAUGAUUGCCAGCUGCGGCCGACUGGUCAAUGAGCAGAAAGAACUCGCUCAGGGAUUUUUAGCUAAUCAGAUGAGAGCUGAAAACUUGAAGGAUGCAUCUGUGCUACCUGAUUUGUGCCUGAGUCAUGCAAAUCAGUUGAUGAUUAUGUUGCAAAACCAUAGAAAGCUGUUGGACAUUAAACAGAAGUGCACCACUGCCAAACAGGAGCUCGCAAAUAACCUUCAUGUCAGACUCAAGUGGUGUUGCUUUGUGAUGCUCCACGCUGAUCAGGAUGGAGAGAAGUUGCAGGCUUUGCUCCGCCUGGUUAUCGAGCUCUUAGAAAGAGUCAAGAUCGUAGAAGCUCUGAGCACAGUUCCUCAGAUGUACUGCUUAGCUGUUGUUGAGGUUGUCAGGAGAAAAAUGUUCAUAAAACACUACAGGGAGUGGGCUGGUGCUUUAGUCAAGGACGGAAAGCAAUUAUAUGAGGCUGAGAAGUCAAAAAGGGAAUCCUUUGGGAAAUUAUUUAGGAAGUCUUUUCUAAGAAAUCGUCUGUUCAGGGGAUUGGACUCCUGGCCCCCAUCCUUUUGUACACAGAAGCCUCGAAAGUUUGACUGUGAACUUCCAGAUAUUUCAUUAAAAGAUUUACAGUUUCUGCAAUCAUUUUGUCCUUCUGAAGUUCAGCCAUUCCUCAGGGUUCCCUUACUUUGUGACUUUGAACCUCUCCACCAGCAUGUACUCGCUCUGCAUAAUUUGGUAAAAGCAGCACAAAGUUUGGAUGAAAUGUCACAGACCAUUACAGACCUGCUGAGUGAACAAAAGGCCUCUGCGAGUCAGACGUCCCCACAGUCGGCUUCCUCGCCCCGGCUGGAAAGCGCGACAGGAAUCACAACCGCUACCUCACCCAGGACACCGCCUCCACUCGCCGUGCAGGAUCCCCUGUGUCCUGCGGUCUGCCCCUUAGAGGAGCUGUCUCCAGACAGCAUUGAUGCCCACACAUUCGACUUUGAGACUAUCCCCCAUCCAAAUAUAGAGCAUACUCUCCACCAGGCCUCCUUAGACUUGGAUUCACUAGCAGAAAGUCCUGAGUCGGACUUUAUGUCUGCGGUGAACGAAUUUGUCAUAGAGGAGCAGCUGUCGUCUCCAAACCCCAUCAGCGACCCGCAGAGCCCGGAGAUGAUGGUGGAGUCCCUCUACUCCUCUGUCAUCAACGCCAUUGACAGCAGGCGGAUGCAGGACACCAGGACCCCUGGUCAGGAGGACCCGGGCAACCGCGCGUCCCUCAGUGCCCAGCUGGGGAGGUGCCGCGCGUCCGCCCACGACUCGCACCUUAGCAUUCAGACCCUGAAGGAGGACUUCUGCCACUUCCGGACGUUCGUGCAGAAGGAACAGUGCAACUUUGCCAAUUCCUUGCAGUGUACAGCAGUAGAAAUAAGAAGCAUUAUCGACAAAGUAAAGCACUCUUUGGAAAUAACACUACAUGAAAAACAUCAAAAAGAACUAGAGUCUUUAAAAAGCGAGUACGAGGGCAGGCUCGCUACCCUGGUGAAGGAGAGUGAAGAGGACAAGAGCAAGAUCACCAAGCUGCGGGGGGACCUGGCGUGCCUGGAGGAGGUGCUGCAGAACAAGGAUAAUGAGUUCGCUCUGGUCAAGCACGAGAAGGAAGCCGUCAUCUGCCUGCAGAAAGAGAAGGACCAGAAGCUGCUCGAGAUGGAGCGCGCAGUGCACAGCCAGCACUGUGAGGUGGAGGCACUACGGCAGUCGCGCGAGAUUGCGCUGGAGGACUUGAGGAAGCUCCACGUGGAGAAUGACGAGAAGCUCCAGCUACUGCGGGCAGAGCUCCAGCGCCUGGAGCAGAGUCAUCUGAAGGAGCUGGAGGACACACUACAGGUCCGUCACACACGGGAGUUGGAGAAGGCCAUGAGCGAGCACAGGCUCUGCUUGGAGAAACUAGAAAUGGAAAACCAGCAGAAGAUCGAGCAGAUCCAAGAUUCUCAUGCCGCAGUCAUCCAGGAGAAGGAGCAGCAGCUCCAGGAGUUAAAGCUCAAGGUUUCGGAUUUGUCGGACAUGAGAUGUAAGUUAGAGGUGGAGCUGGCCCUGAAGGAAGCAGAAACUGAUGAGAUAAAAAUGUUGCUGGAAGAAAGCAGAACCCAGGAGAAGAAGACCUUGCAGUCUCUCUUCGAAAAAGAGACCGAACAGUUGAGAGCAGAAAUCAGUAAACUGAACCAAAAGAUUCACGACAAUAAUGAAAAUUAUCAGAUGGGCUUGGCAGAGCUGAGAACUUUAAUGACAGUUGAAAAAGAUCAGUGCAUUUCUGAGUUAAUUAGUAGACACGAAGAAGAAUCUGAUAGGCUUACAACUGAUUUAAACAAAAUGACAUCGUUGUAUCAGCAAGCAUUUGAAAUAGAAAAAGGCCUGAAAGAAGAAUUAGCUGAACUGCAGAGUAAAUUGGACUCAGAAUUGAGUGCUCUUGAAAAACAAAAAGAUGAGAAAAUCUCCCAGCAAGAGGAUAUGUACAAAGCUAUUAUCCAGAAGCUAGAGAAAGACAAAGAGGAAUUUGUCAUGAGACAGGAACGGGACCGAGAACAGUUAGUUCAGAGGCUUAAUUGUGAAAAAGAAGCUGCUAUUGAGACUGCCAGAAAAGAAAUGCACUUGGAAAGAGAAGCUGUUGAGAAAGAGUUGUUAGAGAAAGUUAAACAUCUUGAGAGUCAAUUAGCAAAAAGUCAUGCCAUGGAAUCUGCCAGAGAAGAUUCUUCAAGCCUAGUUGCUGAACUUCAAGAAAAGCUCCAGGAAGAAAAAGCUAAGUUUCUAGAACAACUUGAAGAGCAGGAGAAGAGGAAGAAUGAGGAGAUGCAGAAUGUUCGAACAUCUUUGAUUGCUGAGCAGCAGACCAAUUUUAACACUGUUUUAACAAGAGAGAAAAUGAGGAAAGAAAACAUAAUCAAUGAUCUCAGUGAUAAGCUCAAGAGCACAAUGCAGCAGCAGGAGCGGGACAAAGAUUUGAUCGAGUCCCUGUCUGAGGACCGCGCGCGUCUGCUGGAGGAGAAGAAGCGACUGGAGGAGGAGGUCAGCCGGCUGCGGGGCGGUGCCUUCGUGCCCUCCCCGGGUGUGGCCGCAGCCCCCGAGUUGUACGGGGCCUGUGCGCCUGAGGCCCCGGUGGAGGCCCUGGACACCCUUGGUGAGGGGAGGCCAGACUCAGCCAUGGAGACCAGCACGAUGUCUGUCCAAGAAAACGUCCAUGUGCUCUCUGAAGAAAGACAGCGGAUAAUGCUGUUGGAACGAACACUACAGUUGAAAGAAGAAGAGAACAAGCGGUUAAAUCAGAGACUGAUGUCUCAGAGCAUGUCUUCCGUGUCCUCGAGGCAUUCUGAGAAGAUAGCCAUUAGAGAUUUCCAGGUGGGCGACCUGGUGCUCAUCAUCUUGGACGAGCGCCACGACAACUACGUGCUCUUCACGGUGAGCCCCACCCUGUACUUCCUGCACGCGGAGUCCCUGCCCGCCCUGGACCUCAGGCCGGGAGAGGGCGCUUCAGGUGCAUCUCGAAGACCGUGGGUCCUUGGAAAAGUGAUGGAAAAGGAGUACUGCCAGGCCAAAAAGGCACAAAACAGAUUUAAAGUUCCUUUGGGGACAAAGUUUUACAGAGUGAAAGCUGUGUCAUGGAAUAAGAAAGUAUAAUUUGUGGAAGAAAUUGAGACCUUCUGUGACGUUUUCCUGGUUUGUCCAACAGUGCUCUUUCAUCACUCCAAAAACAGCAGGCCAUCUUUUUAUAUAAAAGUCAACAGGACAAUGCACUUCAUUGGUGUAUAUCAGUUACUUUUUACCUGGCUACACUUUAGGAACAAUAAAUUCAUCAAAACUCUGA